Messenger RNA from Penicillium samsonianum, 3063 nucleotides. RefSeq lists its product as uncharacterized. NCBI's taxonomy places the organism in Eukaryota, Fungi, Ascomycota, Eurotiomycetes, Eurotiales, Aspergillaceae. The record is from RefSeq and is a predicted model, not a curated record. Bases 281 to 2968 code for a protein of 895 amino acids. The transcript has 15 exons.
CCGAUUUCAAUCAAAAUGAGUAUCCCUUCAUCGGGAGGCACCUUCUCUACUGCUUCUGAGUCGGGAAGAAUACUCACACCCACCUCGUCUCAAGAUGGCCGUGGCAGUGAGAGAGGUUUGCCAAUUCGGCAAGCCUCGAGCGUACCCAGAACCUUGCCCAUAGCUCAACCACCGAUAAGUCUCUUUCAAAACCUGCAACCAGAUCAAACAUCAUCAAUCACUACCCCUCGACGAAGCUCACCAAAUUCACAAUUGAGUCCCGGUCGGUCGCCAUCCACGUAUGCUGAUCAACACAAUGCCUCCCCAAGUCCAAGGGCGAGACGCAUACACCCUUGCCGUCCGAGGCGAAGAACCGGAGAAAACGCCUCUCGCUGCUUCUGUGCAUACCGAAGACGUACAAGUUCCCAGAGCUUUUCCAGCAGGUAGUGGUAGUACUUCAGCGGUUACUUCAUCUCAUGAGAAUGAGGACGAGAACGAGGUGAUAUCCAAUGAUAUCCGGGACGAAACUCUCCCCCCAGCCCCAAUCUACAAUAAUAGGCUUCAGGAUGGACUGAAAGCCGUUAAGGGCCACCUGGCCAGUCUCGCCAGCGCAAUGCGUCUUUCGGAAUUGACACAAGAUCAAUCGACGAGCUUGUACACUCUGUAUAAGCGUACUGAAAAGAUGAGCAGAUUCCAGUAUCCGGUCACACGUACUGUGGGCUUUAUUGGAGACUCUGGAGUUGGCAAGAGUUCGCUGAUCAACUCACUACUUGACCAGAAGAUAGCACGAUCCAGCAGAGAGGGAUCUGCCUGCACCUGUGUGGUGACGGAAUUCCGUCACACCAAUCAAGACCAUACCGGUCCAUUUAGCAUCGAAGCAGAGUUCAUGAACAGAGAGGAAAGGGGAAACUUACUUGAGCAUCUCCUGCUAGACUUCCGAAAAUACUACGUUAGUUCCAUCUACAGGGAGCUUCAGACAAUCGAGGAACAACGAAAAUGCCAAGAUGCAGCUGUUAAAUCAUGGGAAACACUUCACUCGCUUUUCAAGACUCAGCCAAGACUUACAAUUGAGUUUUUAUCAGAUGAGUCUGAGGGUGCACACUCUGAGAUCCUUGCGCUGCUGGAAGGCUGGGCAUACGCCGGCUUAAUAAACCGACAAGGUGGGUCUGAUGCGCUCGAAUACUCAGUCAUUGCCGGUGACGUUGAAGAAUGUAAAUCUAUUCUCGACCAUCUUGCUGCUGAUAACCCGGAGGGCGGUGGCCCUGCAUUAUGGCCUUUUAUCAAGUUGAUUAGGGUAUAUCUCAGUUCACCUAUCUUGAGGACUGGAUUGGUUUUGACUGAUCUGCCUGGACUCCGAGAUCUGAAUUUUGCAAGAGUGCGAGCAACUGAGAGAUACCUUGCUCAUCAAUGCGAUGAGGUUUUUAUUGUGGCAAACAUCUCUCGAGCUGGGACUGACGAAUCUGUUGGUGACAUCAUGAGAAGAUGUAGACAGAAUCAGCCUCGAAGAAUUAUUUGCACAAACUCAGAGGAUGUUUCACCAGAAGAGGUCUCCCGUGAGCAAGGGCCAGACGGCCGACGCGUCCGGGAAAUGAACAAAGAGCUCGAGAAGGUCAAUGCCCAAAAGAUGAAGGCUAAGUCGCAAAGAAUAAAAUCACAGGGAGAUGAUCGGCUCCAAUGGUCACUGAACGAGUCAGAACUCAGUGACCAGGUUGACGAAUUGGACUUUGACAUUACGCGCUUCCUCAUCAACCGGCGAAACCUCAACGUUUCACGCGAGCUUCGCAGGAAAUAUGACGACAUCCAGGUAUUCUGUGUCAGCAACACACUAUACUCUGAGCAUCGGAACAGCGACCCAACCCAGGCAGAUAGGUAUCUCGAGCUGACUGGUAUACGAGAGCUGCGCCGCUAUUGCCAGCUAGUCCCAGCUGAAGCUCAAUUGCGCGCAACAACAGCGUUCCUAGAAGAUGAAGUCCCGGCAAUGGUGGGCUCAAUUCGUCAAUGGGCGCUUUCUGGUACAGACCCGGUCACUGCAGAAAAGGCUGCCCAACUUCGCCGUGUUUUGGGUGAUUCUCAAGAUGCUCUUCGUCGGGAUUUUCAAUCAUCGGAAGACCAUGUAGCUUGCAUGUUUCGAGACUUGAGAGAGCGUUUUGACAAUUCUAUUAUCUUCUGUAUCGAUACAUCUCGAGCUCAGUGGAAACAAGAAAGCCUCAACACCAGUCAGCGCUGGGUAAAGUGGCACUUCAGCUCAUAUGCUGCAUUCUGUCGACACUAUGGUACGUGGAGCACGGAAGCACAACGAAAUGAGCGGCCCUGGAAUGAGCAAUUCAUGCAGCGAACCCGUGAAGCAUUGGAUCCCGCAUGGGAAGACAUAAUGGAUUGGCUGGAGUCAGGAAUUGAAAUUUUGACUGAUGGGGUUGACCUGUCAUUUCAAUUGCUACGUUUCGAGAUCCAAGAGCAUCAGCAUCUUGCACCCCACGCGCUGCAAAACAUCAUUGUCAACAUGGGACAUAGACGAGAGAAUAUCAAUACACACAUCAAGAAUGAGAUGAGAAACCUCAUCCUAAAGACACAAAUUACCAAGCGAGACAUGCUAGAGCAUCACACUGAUUCAUUUAUCUCGAUGCUCAUGGAGCCAUGUUAUAAUCAUUGUAACAGUGAGGGAGGACCAGGUUGUGACAAACGACGAAAGAGUCACAUGGAAGACCACUUGAGAAACUCCAGGUUAUUUUCCAAAUACUCUACACAUGCCAAGAAUGUCUACGGUGGAGUCAUGGCCGAAAGCCUCAAAUCACUACAAGAAGAAAUUGAUAACCAGAUAGAAGGCAUAGUGCUAGACUUCCACGCCGUGGUAGUCGAUGAAGGAGAAAUACCAGAGGCGGAGCGGGCACCUUCACUGGCGAAUGAACUGAGAUCCCUCAUUCAGAGUGGACAGGCUACUAUUGAUGAUACCAAGGGAUUCGCCCAACAGCUCAAUGGGCGCAGUGACUGAAUAGUGGACCUUUUUCAACGGAAACUAGUGUUGCUUGGGGGAAAUGCAGGUCAGAUAAGCCUUCAAAUUAUAACUCGGCGAAAUAUAUUCUGAUU